Pollicipes pollicipes is the source of this 1813-nucleotide messenger RNA. RefSeq names its product embryonic ectoderm development protein escl (gene escl). The record is from RefSeq and is a predicted model, not a curated record. The transcript has 7 exons. The coding region runs from base 134 to 1384 and encodes 416 amino acids. NCBI's taxonomy places the organism in Eukaryota, Metazoa, Arthropoda, Thecostraca, Pollicipedomorpha, Pollicipedidae. Gene Ontology annotation, molecular function: protein binding.
UUGGGUUGUUGCAGUCUUUUGCCCCUGUGUUCGUUUGCUGUGUUCAAUGUAUACGAGUAUAUGGGAGGGAAACCGUACCUUUUAACGUUGUCUCAACUAUGUUUAACUGAUCAUUAGCUCCAGCCGUCCGUGUAUGUCCGACAUGAAGGAGCCGCCGGCCAGUCGGCCGGCUGAGGUGGACGAGUCGGACGAGCCGCAGGACGACUCGUCCAGCGUGUGCAGCACCUCGACGGCCGACGUCUCGUCGCGUGGCGACACGCCGACACAGCGGCGGCGGCGGCGGCGCGGCCGCAAGCCGGCGCCGGCCCACUGCAAGGUCGAGUACCGCUACUCGAGCCACGCGCGCGAGGAGCACGGCCAGCCGCUGUUCGGCGUGCAGUUCAACCCGCACCUCCGCGCCUCCGCCACGCAGGCCGUGGCCACGUGCGGCGGCCCACGCGUAUCAGUCUACGAGCUGGCCGACUCGUCCCUGAAGCUGGUCCAGUGCUACGCCGACCCGGACCCGGAGGAGAACUUCUACACGUGCGCCUGGAGCUACGAGGAGGCGAGCGGGCGGCCGCUGCUUGCGGCGGCCGGCGCGCGCGGCCUCAUCCGCGUCAUCAGCACCGUCACCAUGAGCUGCGUCCGCCACUUCAUCGGUCACGGCCACGCCGUGAACGAGGUCAAGUUCCACCCGCAGCAGCCGGCGCUGCUGCUCUCGGUCAGCAAGGACCACACGCUGCGGCUGUGGAACGUGGCCACGGGCGCUUGCGUCGCGAUACUGGGCGGCGUGGACGGCCACAGAGACGAGGCGCUCAGCGCGGACUUCAACUUGGCGGGCGACCAGGUGAUCUCCUGCGGCAUGGACCACUCGCUGAAGCUGUGGAACCUCUCCGACCCGGAGGUGGUGCGCGCCGCCGAGGCGUCCUACUCGUACGAGCCGAGCCGCGGCGGCGUCACGGCCGAAGUGCACUUCCCCGAGUUCUCCACGCGCGACAUCCACAGGAAUUACGUCGACUGCGUGCGCUGGUUCGGCAAGUUCGUCCUGUCCAAGUCAUGCGAGAACUCCAUCGUCUGCUGGAAGCCGGGCCUGCUCACCCAGGCCGGCGUCAAGCACACAGACACAAACGUCACGGUCAUCCACAUGUUCGACUACAAGGACUGCGACAUCUGGUUCAUGCGCUUCUCCAUGGACUUCUGGCAGCGGAUCCUGGCGCUGGGUAACCAGGUGGGCCGGACAUACGUCUGGGACCUGGCCGUCACGGACCCCACGCACUCGCGCUGCACCGUCCUCAGCCACCCCAAGUGCACGUCUGCCGUGCGGCAGACCUCGGUGUCGCCAGACGGCGCCACCAUUAUCUGCGUCUGCGACGACGCCACCGUAUGGCGCUGGGAUCGCGUAUAGGCGGCGCCACCUCCGCGAGAUGCGCGGGAUUGGGGCGUGUACAGAUGAUAGCUGGUGUGCGCAUUGAUGUGACUGCUGCGUACUUCAUUGCAUUGAACUCAUGUGAGUGUAUGGCAGGGGCAUCCUCAUGUUGGUAAAAGUGAGCUCAUCCAUGUUCUGUCACUUCAUCUCCCGUUUUUUUUUUUUGAAAAUUGGUUGUUGACAGUCAAAACGUUUUGUGGUCCUGCUAGUGAAGUGAUCGAUGGGCUCCUAUCGAUCGGGAAAGCACAUGCGAAUCAAUUAAGAUCUUUUGUAAUCGCUUUUCCGUAUCGUUUGUGGCGAGAUGCGUGCGAGCAAUUGAGGCCCUACCGUUCAUCUGUAAGGUAACGAUGUUCUCUCUUGUCGCCAUUGCACGUAGUGCUUAGCCACAAUAUACAUUUGAGAAUGUGA